Molecule: messenger RNA, 892 nt
Organism: Otolemur garnettii (small-eared galago)
Lineage: Eukaryota; Metazoa; Chordata; Mammalia; Primates; Galagidae
Gene: SOD1
Product: superoxide dismutase 1
Exons: 5
Coding region: 81-542 (153 amino acids)
Biological process (GO): removal of superoxide radicals
Cellular component (GO): nucleus; peroxisome; cytosol
Molecular function (GO): superoxide dismutase activity; copper ion binding
Source: RefSeq, a predicted model, not a curated record
GUUUGCGCCGCCAUCUACUGCGGAGGUUCUUUCUUCUCCAGUUUCUCCAAGCCCAGACCCGCGCUUGUGACCCGCGAGACAUGACGAUGAAGGCGGUGUGCGUGUUGAAGGGUGACGGCGCAGUGCAGGGCACCAUCCACUUCGAGCAGCAGGGAAAUGGACCAGUUAUGGUAAAGGGACGCAUUACAGGACUGGCUGAAGGUGAUCACGGAUUCCAUGUCCAUCAGUUUGGAGAUAAUACACAAGGCUGUACCAGUGCAGGUCCUCACUUUAAUCCUCAAUCCAAAAAACAUGGUGGGCCAAAGGAUGAAGAGAGGCAUGUUGGAGAUCUGGGCAAUGUGACUGCCGGCAAAAAUGGUGAGGCCAUUGUGUCUAUUGAAGAUUCUAUGAUCUCACUCUCAGGAGAACAUUCCAUCAUUGGCCGCACAAUGGUGGUCCACGAAAAAGCAGAUGACUUGGGCAAAGGUGGAAAUGAAGAAAGUACAAAGACGGGAAAUGCUGGAGGUCGACUGGCUUGUGGCGUAAUUGGGAUCGCCCAGUAAAGAUUACCAAGGAUGUGGUCUGAGUCCUAGUAACUCAUCUGUUAUCCUGCUAGUUGUAGAAAUGUAACUUGAUAAACAUUAAACACUGUAAUCUUAAGAGUGUAAUUGUGUGACUUUUUUUAAAUUGCUUUAAGUACCUGUAAAGAGAACUGAUUUAUGAUCACUUGGAAGAUUUGUAUAGUUUUAUAAAGUUGAUUAUCAAUUAAAAUGUCUGUUUUCAAUUUCUGUAUUUUGCCAGACUUAAUCACAGAUGGGUAUUAAGCUUAAUUGAAUUUCUUCCAUUCUCAUUCAAGCCUGUGAAUAAACACCCUGUGUGGCACUUAUUUUGAGCCUAUUAAAGCAUCCAAAUU